AUGCCAGAGCGAGUGAACAACUUCCAAGGUCAACAAUUUCAUAAGUUAAGGAGGUCCUGCCUGCGCCGUGGGGCUCUCUUCAAGGACCCUCUCUUCCCACCCACGGCCCAGUCUCUCUUCUACAAGAGUGCGCCCCCUCCAGGGCUGACCUGGAAAAGACCGAAGGAGAUAUGUAAGGACCCUCGACUUUUCAUUGAUGGCAUCAGCACACGGGACCUGCAUCAAGGCAGUCUUGGCAACUGUUGGAUGGUCGCGGCUAUUUCGUGUUUAGCUUCAGAGCCAUCUCUUUGGAAAAAGGUCAUCCCUGACCACAUGGACCAGGAGUGGAAUCCAAAGCGCCCUGAUCUGUACGCGGGAAUCUUCCACUUCCGAUUCUGGCGCUUUGGACGCUGGGUGGACGUAGUCGUGGAUGACCGGCUGCCGGUCAAUAAGGAUGGAAGGCUGCUCUUCUGUCGCUCGGCCACUCCAAGAGAGUUCUGGAGCGCUUUAUUGGAAAAGGCCUACGCCAAACUUAACGGCUGCUACGAGGCCUUGGAGGGGGGCAACACCCCAGAGGCUCUUGUUGACUUCACCGGAGGCGUCUCGGAGCCUCUGAGUCUCGACCGUGACACUCUCAGCCAGCACAGCGAUCAGAGGAGGACCCUAUUUCAGACCCUAGUCAAGGCACAUGAACAAAACUCCCUGAUCACAUGUUCCAUACGGCCAGCGGAUGGGGAGACGGUGGAGUCAGUUUUGGAGUGUGGCCUGGUGCGGGGACAUGCUUAUGGAAUCACAGCGGUGAAAAAGUUGUGGUUGGGGGAAAAAAAUCCAACAUCCAAUGCAGCUUCUAGACUGCUGAUGGUGCGAAUGAGAAACCCAUGGGGGACCAGUGACUGGACGGGUGCAUGGAGUCAAGGGUCAAAGCAGUGGCAAAACAGGAGUCGAGGUGAAAGAGAGAAAAUGGGACUCAUUGUUCGGGAUAUUGGGGAAUUCUGGAUGGAUUUCGAAGACUUCUGCCGCUACUUCACAGAUGUGGUGGUUUGUCGGCUUCUCGAAAAGAACCUGUUCUGGCCCAGAAGUCACUGGCGAGAAGCGCGUUGUUAUGGGGAGUGGACUCCAGCGCCGUCUUCUGCCAGUGCGCCGCUCUCCUUGCUUAGAUCUGAUAUCCCCACGGAGAGGAGCAGAGACAUACCAGCUCCAGCAGAUCACAGAGACCACAGAGAGGAGGCCCAGCUUGGGAAGAGUCAGCCGGGAAGAGGGGUCAAUGGAAAGGCCAGCUGUCAACAGGCUGUCGCCAAGGAGGACGGUAGUGAGAAGCAGGAGAUUACUGAGAGCUGGGUGACACGGAUCGACAAGAGCAGUCGCUGUGGAGGAUGCAUCAACCACAGGGAGACUUUCCUGCACAAUCCUCAGUUCAUGUUUGAGGUGCGAGGCAAAGAAGAGGAAGUGCUGAUGUGUCUUCAGCAGGAAGACCGAAGGAUGCAGAGAAAAGAUGGAGGAGGAGAGAACCUGGCCAUUGGUUUUGAGGUUCUGAAGGUGGAGGUGAACCGCUUCAGCAGGGUGCAGUGUGUGGUCAAACAAGCAGCUAGCUCCAUCUACAUCGACUCCCGCAGCGUAACGCUGAGGAAAACCUUUGUUCCCGGCCGAUACGUCGUGUUGCCCACCACCUUCCUGCCUGGUCCCACGGGUCGCUUCCUUCUGCGUCUCUUUUGCCACUCAAACAUCCAGAUCAGGGAACUGCGGGAGGAUUUGCCAUCACCUUCAUUGUUCCAGUGUUUACUACCUCAUCCCACCAUGGUGACCACAGUUCAUCUCCGCAGAGCCUCAGGAUUCAGUCUACCAAAACAGAAAGCUCCAGAUGUUUAUGCCAUUGUUCGAUGUGAGAGCGACACCAUCAGGACUCAGGUCUUCAAGGCUGAAGGAAACCCAGAGUUCGAUCUCAGGACCAUCUUCUACAGGAGGCACCCCGACCUACACAUCUCAGUGGAGCUCUGGAGCCGGGGUCUGCUGUGGGACACCAUGCUGGGCAGAGCUCGAUUCCAGACCCUGGAGUCAGAGAGGGCUCGCAGUCGCGUGAUGGAUCUCCGAGGUGGCGACUCCCGCAGCAGGUUCAGGGGUUGUGUUUAUGUGGAGACCUCAUCCAGUGGCUGUCUGACUGACCUGUAG
Synchiropus splendidus (mandarinfish) is the source of this 2145-nucleotide messenger RNA. Its product is annotated as calpain-5-like. The record is from RefSeq and is a predicted model, not a curated record. Gene Ontology annotation, cellular component: cytoplasm. Gene Ontology annotation, biological process: proteolysis. The coding region runs from base 1 to 2145 and encodes 714 amino acids. NCBI's taxonomy places the organism in Eukaryota, Metazoa, Chordata, Actinopteri, Syngnathiformes, Callionymidae. Gene Ontology annotation, molecular function: calcium-dependent cysteine-type endopeptidase activity. The transcript is spliced from 12 exons.